Molecule: messenger RNA, 1809 nt
Organism: Setaria italica (foxtail millet)
Lineage: Eukaryota; Viridiplantae; Streptophyta; Magnoliopsida; Poales; Poaceae
Product: IQ domain-containing protein IQM3
Exons: 10
Coding region: 86-1492 (468 amino acids)
Molecular function (GO): protein binding
Source: RefSeq, a predicted model, not a curated record
UGAGAUGCAUCGUCUCCACACCGCGCAAGCGCAACCAACUGAUUGCUCCUUCCAAGUGAGUGCUUCUCCUAAAACCUGAAAACAAAUGGAGGUGGAGGCGGCGGCGCCUACGGUGGCGGGGAUGGAUUUCUCGGCUUCUCCGAGGUUCGACCCGGAUAAGCUGGAGUCUCCCCCGCCGGUGGAGGGAAGUGGCGGCGAGAAUGGCGCCGCCACCAAGCUGCAGAAGGUCUACCGCAGCUACCGGACCCGCCGGAAGCUCGCCGACUCCGCCGUCGUCGUCGAGGAGCUCUGGUGGCAAGCGCUGGACUUCGCGCGCCUCAGCCACAGCACCGUCUCCUUCUUCGACGAACCCAAGCCGGAGACCGCCGCCUCGCGCUGGAACCGCGUCAGUCUCAAUGCAUCCAAGGUGGGUCAGGGUUUAUCCAGAGACGGCAAGGCUCUCAAGCUGGCUUUCCAGCACUGGAUCGAGGCUAUUGACCCGCGGCAUAGAUAUGGGCACAAUCUGCACUUCUACUACGAUGUCUGGUGUCAAAGCCAGGCCGGGCAGCCCUUCUUCUACUGGCUUGAUGUUGGAGAGGGAAAGGAUCUAGACCUUCCAGAAUGUCCAAGAGCAAAGCUAAAGAAGCAAUGCAUUAAGUAUCUUGGUCCGCAAGAGCGUGAGAACUAUGAAUACAUAAUUAAUGAGGGAAAGAUUAUCCAUAAACAGUCUGGACAACCACUUGAUACAAGCCAGGAUCCUAAAGGGACUAAAUGGAUUUUUGUUAUGAGCACAGCAAAAAGACUCUAUGCUGGGAAGAAAGAGAGAGGUGUAUUCCAGCAUUCCAGCUUUUUAGCAGGAGGCACUACCAUAGCUGCUGGAAGAUUUACAGCAGAAAAUGGAAUUAUCAAGUCCAUCUGGGCCUAUAGUGGUCACUACAAACCAAGCGCAGAGAACCUCAGCAAUUUCAUGAACUUCCUUGAAGAGAAUGGAGUUGAUCUCAAAGAAGUUGAGGUGCGCUCAUCCAUCAGAGAAGACUACAAUGAAGAUCCAGUGCGUGAUGGUUCACAGAACCUUACUGCUGAAUCCAUGGGAUCAGAAGUGAUCUCCAUUCCAAGCAUGACUGAAUGCGAUGAAGGCGAGAACGCUACUGCAGAACAAGCCAAACCAACCUACCAAAGAACCUUGUCAGGUGGUCUUCAAAGCCCCAGAGCCACCGGUGUCCCGCAGAAGGCAAUUCUUGAGAGGAUGAAAUCAAAGGGCGAGUCCAAGUCCUAUCAGCUUGGCCACAGGCUGUCCCUCAAAUGGAGCACUGGGGCUGGUCCAAGAAUUGGAUGUGUCAAGGACUACCCAAUGGAGCUCAGAAUGCAGGCUCUGGAAAUGGUGGACCUAUCGCCAAGGGCAUCAACUCCCUCAGCUUUAAGGAGACUACCUUCAUGUUUGUCACCCACUGAGGCCACCUCACCGACAUCCCUGCUCGCGCCAAUGCAGGCCUCCCUGCCCCAGCCAAGUUAGAAGCUCAGAGGAGCUUAUGUCACGCAACUAGCAUGAAGCCCCAAGCGGUUCAGCUGUCUGAUUACUGUAAUCCAGCCUUGUCAUUUUCUACACUGCAAAGCUGAUCAGAUACUUGGUUUGUUCUUGCUGCUGCUCCCCUGUUCUGUGGUUACAGUCAGAUGUAGGCAUGUAGCACACUGCAAAGUUUUACGAGUGUGCCUAGUUGUGGAAUGUGGACUGUAACUAUUGCAGAAAUAGUUUCUGUGCAGAAUCUCUUACAUAUCACAGCCCGAACAGCUUGGAGGAGAUGAGCACCAAUUUAGGUAUUGUUUGGCAUA